AGAAGCUUUGAUUAGGGAGGUGGUUGCCUUCCGAUAUAGCUCGAUUUGGAUCCGUGAGGUUCUGAAAAAGGUGUGUUUUUUUCCACUUGGCUUGCAGCAGGAGGGGUGAUCUUGAUGGCCGAAAAUCUGAAGAAAAGGUAGGUCAUGUAUGUCAAUUGGUGCUUUAUGUCUAAGGAUUCGGGUGAAAACGUCGACCAUCACCUUCUACGUUCUCGAGCUGCUACGAGGAUAUGGUGGGAGACCUUGAACUAGCUGGAAAUCUUUGGGUGAUGCCAUCCAUUGUGAAAGAGGUUAUGGAGAAUGGAAUUUCAUAUUGGAUAUCCUUGGAUGGGCAAAAGACAGGGUUUUAUGCAGAUCAACGUGAAAACCGUUGCUUCUUAUCUACCAUUUCAGAGGGUCGUAGAGUUCUUGACAUAUGUUGCUACACUGGAGGUUUUGCUCUAAAUGCAGCAUCUGGUGGUGCUUUGGAUGUUAUCGGUGUUGAUUCAUCUUCGCCUGCAUUGGAACUUGCCAAAGAAAAUGUUGCAUUAAAUGGCCUGGAUUCCCAAAGGAUAUCUUUUCUGCGAGAAGAUGCAACUGAGUUCAUGAAGGCUGCUGUUUCUAGAAACGAAUCGUGGGAUAUAGUUAUAUUGGAUCCUCCUAAAUUGGCGCCUCGGAAAAAGGUCUUAAAGAGUGCGUCUGGCAUGUAUAGGAAUUUGAACUAUUUGGCCAUGCAGUUGACAAAAAGAGGUGGUCUCCUAAUGACCUGCUCAUGUUCUGGAGCUAUGACCCAAAGUGGACUGUUCUUGCGCAUUCUUCAGGGUGCUGCAUCAAUGGCUGGGAGGAAAAUCACUGUUGUACGUCAGGCAGGAGCAGCAUGUGAUCAUCCAAUUGAUCCUGCCUAUCCAGAGGGAGCAUAUCUCACGAAUAUCUUGCUUAGAGUGUUGUAGAUCUUUUUGUAUAUCGAAUGAACCCCUUGUUUACUAAUGGAUUCCUUUCAGGAAUAGAGCAAGUUCAAGGUGUAAGGUGCCAAAGAAAUUAAAAUGCCAUUUUUUUUCGUUUUGAGGUUCUUUUUCUUUUUCCCUAUUUCGGAUAAGUAUUAUUAGUCCUGUAUUACCUGUUGACGGUCGCUACUCCUGACUGACACGACUCCUGACUGACGCAAUUUCCGUAGUUGACUUGGUUGUUGAGCAAGAGACAAGCUCUCUAGAGGUGAAAUAGGGGUGAUCAAACUGACUUUCCAGUCUGUAACAUUCUAAAUUUCUAAUUAUAAGACAGUUACGCCCAAGGGAAUGAAAAUGUAGAGAUUUAAAGUAAAUAGAAAAUUUUAUAAAACUGA
Molecule: messenger RNA, 1318 nt
Organism: Nicotiana tabacum (common tobacco)
Lineage: Eukaryota; Viridiplantae; Streptophyta; Magnoliopsida; Solanales; Solanaceae
Source: RefSeq, a predicted model, not a curated record